This is a messenger RNA of Jaculus jaculus (lesser Egyptian jerboa), 2125 nucleotides long. RefSeq names its product claudin 10 (gene Cldn10). Lineage: Eukaryota; Metazoa; Chordata; Mammalia; Rodentia; Dipodidae. Gene Ontology annotation, biological process: bicellular tight junction assembly; cell adhesion. The record is from RefSeq and is a predicted model, not a curated record. Bases 258 to 947 code for a protein of 229 amino acids. Gene Ontology annotation, molecular function: structural molecule activity. Gene Ontology annotation, cellular component: bicellular tight junction; plasma membrane. The transcript is spliced from 5 exons.
UUAAAAUUCAUUUACAACAUGUUGGCAACUAUCUAUGUAGGAAAUUAGACAGAUUAUUUUAAGAGAUCUGUGAAAUGCCAUCGGGGAGUCAUAUUUUACCCUAGACACCUGUCCCUCAAAGCCACCGAGCAUGAAGUAUUGUCACCAAUGCACAUCGGCUGUCUGGAGCAUUUGUGGAAGCAUUACCCGUCAGCUGCAUGCCUAGACCCCAGAAAAGCGCUCUGUCCGGACAGUGACACCGUGCAAGGCUGAGCGACAUGUCCAGGGCACAGAUCUCAGCUCUGGUGUUUGGUGUCGGAGGCCUCGGAGCUCUUGUGGCUGCCACCACAUCCAACGAGUGGAAGGUGACCACGCGUGCGUCGUCGGUGAUCACGGCCACUUGGGUUUACCAGGGUCUGUGGAUGAACUGUGCAGGUAACGCGUUGGGUUCCUUCCAUUGCCGGCCACACUUUACUAUCUUCAAAGUGGAAGGUUAUAUCCAGGCGUGUAGAGGACUUAUGAUCUCUGCUGUCAGCCUGGGCUUUUUUGGUUCCAUAUUUGCACUCUUUGGAAUGAAGUGUACCAAAGUCGGAGGCUCAGAGAAAGCCAAAGCGAAAAUCGCUUGCUUGGCUGGGAUUGUAUUCAUACUGUCAGGGCUGUGCUCAAUGACAGGCUGCUCCCUGUAUGCAAACAAGAUCACAACAGAAUUCUUCGAUCCUCUCUUCAUGGAGCAAAAGUAUGAGUUAGGGGCGGCUCUGUUCAUCGGAUGGGCAGGAUCCUCGCUGUGCAUCAUUGGUGGUGUCAUCUUUUGCUUUUCAAUAUCCGACAACAACAAAACACCCAGAAUGGGUUACACAUACAAUGGGCCCACUUCUGCUGUGUCGUCUCGGACCAAGUAUCAUGGUGGAGAAGGAGAUUUUAAAACCACAAACCCAGCAAAACAGUUUGACAAAAAUGCUUAUGUCUAAAAGAUCUCUGCUGGCAAGCUGUAUCUUGAGUUUGUUUAUAAAGGUGGACUGUUCACAAAAUGAUCCCGCCAAGGCCCUCCUCCUGAAAUUAACCCUCAAACGCUUUUGAAAAUAUGACUUUGGAGAAUUUGUUGAUUUGGAUUGGAUGUAAAUGUUCUUACUGUGUUAUGCUAAUCAUUUUCUGUUGUGGCUUUCUAUAAAAAAAAUAAAGAGGUUAUUUACAGGAUUUGUAUAUUUUAUACCUUUGGAGAACCUAUGAAGAACAAAGGUUGAGGAGGUAUUCAGAAGGUGGUCUUUUCGAUCUUUUAGGUCUCUGAGCCCCAUUCCUCAUUUUACUUAGAUUAUUAGACAGAGGCACAUAAUGAAUGGUGACUGGUAAACAGGAUGGGGACAGCCUGAGACUUAUUCCUCACAUGUGCAAAUUAAACAGACGUGUUAUUGUCUGCUGCGUAGAACUGGCUUGAAUUUCCUACACGCCUCGGUCAGGCCUGCCAUUCACAGUGAUGGCUUAGAGGAAGAGCUCGUGGGGCCAAGAUGUUACAGGCCUGUAAGUGGCAGCCACGCUGCAUGGGCUUCUCUGACGACACAAAAAGCAGACUCCACAGGAAACAGGUCGUGAAAUCGACUGAGCUGGGGCCGUGGGCACUAGCUGACUCUUGAAAGCCAGCGGGGGCAGUCCUGGAGCCUGUGUGGCACCUGCCUCUCCCAGAAGCGAGGAGCUCCUUUCCAGGAUCCCCUGUGUAGGGAGAUGCAUUGGGUAACUGAGAGGCCUGACAUUUGUCAAGGCAGGGAAGCUGUUCCAGUGAUUUCUGAACAAAGCAUGGAUGUAUUCUUAGCGCCAGCCCCACGUCUAAUAUGCCCAUGUCACCACUGACAUCAAGCCUGUGAGCCCUGACACGCCCAGCUUCAAGCCACCCUUGGUGGUUUGCACGCCUCUGCUCUCCUGCACGCAGAGAAGGAAAUGAAGGCAGCGACGGAGCCAGGACUUGACGCUUGGACGGUCUAGGGUAAAACCAAGUUUCACGCAGUGGGUAAGAACUGGUACCAGUGUUACCUGCUAGAAACUGUCCAGUAUGAAUCACGGCAUGGGUGUCGACUUUCCUGAAGCGUGAAGGACUUCAAAAGAAAAUCACAUUGUUUGGAGGUAUUCAGUGGAAAAGGGAAAUGAACAUUUGUUA